CCAGUCGUGCAAGAUGGCCAUUCGUCAAUUUGUCGAUAAGCGUGGAGCUCCGCAGAACUUUUUCAGCGACAAUGGAACGUAUUUUCGUGGAGCAGCCAGAGAACUAGCCGCUGAAAUCAAGUCUCUUAAUCUCGCUUUGGCUGGCACCUUCACUAAUGCCGAAACAGAGUGGCAUUUCAACCCACCUUCUGCUCCCCACAUGGGAGGUGUGUGGGAGCGGAAAGUACGCUCGGUUAAGGAUGCCUUCAAAGUCCUAGCCCAUCGCGAAAAACUAGAUGAUGAAGGGCUUUUGACGUUUCUUUCGGAGGCAUCAAUGAUAGUCAACUCUCGGCCGCUCACAUUCGUGCCGUUAGAAUCCCCCGAGCAGGAGGUUCUCACGCCAAAUAGCUUCCUCUUGAUGAGCUCCAGCGGAAAUACCAGUCUCGCUCGAAUUCCCAUCGACCAGCCAGUUUCCUUACGUACCAAUUGGGGAGUUAUGGUUCAGCUCCUAAAUCAAUUCUGGAAAGCCUGGAUCAAGUCGUAUCUCCCAACAAUCGCCAGGAGAACCAAAUGGUUUGUGGAUGUUCGACCGCUUCAGGAAGGUGACCUCGUUAUUGUAGUUGACGAUACGGUGCGGAAUGGCUGGCUUCGUGGGCGAGUUACCAAAACAUACCCAGGUAUCGACGGGCAAGUCCGCAAGGUAGAUGUCCAAACAGAAACAGGAUUACUCCAACGACCUGCCAUAAAAGUGGCUCUUCUGGACGUGGUUCAGGAUGGCAAGACCAACUAGCGGUAAGGCCUUACGGGUGGGGGUGUUGGCGCGUCAGACGAAUAGGCCCUUUGAAGCAGUCGUUUGAAGUCUACCACCACUACGACAACUAUCCCGUCAUCACAUAGCUUGUCAAACGAAAAUGUUUAUUCUGUUAUUAAUUGCAAAACGUGGACAACCAAUGUGAAAACUUAUUGUAAUUUCUUAAGUUAUAAUUGAAUUCGUUGUAAUAUUGACGCUAGAAUUAUUCGAAGGCUAAACCCGUUCAUUGAACUGAGUCUUAACUAAGAGCAGGUUUAGUCGAUAAAUACUGAAAAUCAUCAGUUUAAAACCCGAGGACUUGAUAACAAAUAUCUUAUUGUAAGUAUCUAUGGACUAUGAGCUAGUGAACAGAUGUUAGAUUAUGACCCACAACAAAUUACCACAGGUCCUAGACAGCAAAUACCCGUGCCGCUAGAGGUCCAAUACGCUCAAAGUAUAAUCAAACUAAAUUGUAAGUAACCUACAUGUACCUAUGUCCUGAACAGUUAUUUAAACGAAAUAUAUUUACAGUCGAGUCGCGAGCUACGCUCGGACUACGGGAAAGUUUA
Messenger RNA from Aedes albopictus (Asian tiger mosquito), 1338 nucleotides. RefSeq lists its product as uncharacterized. Gene Ontology annotation, molecular function: nucleic acid binding. The record is from RefSeq and is a predicted model, not a curated record. The coding region runs from base 14 to 769 and encodes 251 amino acids. The transcript is spliced from 2 exons. NCBI's taxonomy places the organism in Eukaryota, Metazoa, Arthropoda, Insecta, Diptera, Culicidae. Gene Ontology annotation, biological process: DNA integration.